AUGUCUUCCUUCAGCCCUACGCAGAUCUUUGAGGAGGGCACAACCGAGGAGAAGGGCGAGAAUGCUCGUCUUUCUGCCUUUGUUGGUGCGAUUGCUGUCGGCGACCUGGUCAAGAGCACCCUCGGCCCCAAGGGCAUGGACAAGAUCCUGCAGUCCGCCUCGACCGCCGAGAUCAUGGUUACGAACGACGGUGCCACAAUUCUAAAGUCCAUUUCCCUCGACAACGCCGCUGCUAAGGUUCUCGUCAACAUUUCCAAGGUCCAGGAUGACGAGGUCGGUGACGGCACGACGUCGGUAGCCGUAUUGGCAGCCGAGCUGCUGCGUGAAGCAGAGAAGCUUGUGGAUAAGAAGAUCCACCCUCAAACUAUCAUCGAAGGCUACCGGAUAGCAAGCCAGGCAGCGCUGCAAGCUUUGGAAGAGUCGGCCGUUGACCACAGCAAGAACCCCGAAGCUUUCAAGAAGGAUCUCCUUGCCAUUGCUCGGACAACCCUGAGUUCCAAGGUUUUGGCCCAGGACCGAGACCUGUUCGCCAAGCUUGCCGUCGAUGCUGUGCUGCGCCUGAAAGGCUCUUCCGAUCUUAGCCACAUCCAAAUUAUUAAGAAGGCUGGCGGCAAGUUGAGCGACUCCUACUUGGAUGAGGGUUUCAUUCUCGACAAGAAGAUUGGUGUGAACCAGCCCAAGCGGUUGGAAAAGGCCAAGAUUCUGGUCGCCAACACCUCCAUGGACACGGAUAAGGUCAAGAUCUUCGGUGCCCGCGUCAAGGUCAGCUCGACAAGCAAGCUGGCCGACCUCGAAAAGGCAGAAAAGGAGAAGAUGAAGGCCAAGGUGGACAAGAUCAAGGCACACGGCAUCAACUGUUUCAUCAACAGACAGCUCAUCUACAACUGGCCCGAGCAGCUUUUCACGGAUGCUGGCAUCAUGUCAAUCGAGCACGCGGACUUUGACGGCAUUGAGCGUUUGGCCCUUGUCACCGGCGGCGAGAUCACGUCUACCUUCGACCACCCCGAUCAGGUGAAGUUGGGCCACUGCGAUGUCAUUGAGGAGGUCAUCAUUGGCGAGGAUACACUUAUCAAAUUUUCUGGUGUCGCGGCAGGUCAAGCUUGCACUAUUGUCUUGCGCGGAGCGACUGACCAACUCCUUGACGAGGCCGACCGCUCGCUACAUGAUGCGCUUGCCGUCCUUUCUCAGACUGUUAAGGAACCGAAAACAACACUUGGUGGCGGUUGCGCCGAGAUGUUGAUGGCCAAGGCGGUUGAGGGCGCUGCUACCCGUGUUGAAGGCAAGAAGCAGAUGGCCGUCGCUUCCUUUGCUGUUGCAUUGCGACAGCUUCCUACUAUUCUGGCUGACAAUGCCGGUCUUGACUCAAGCGACCUGGUUGCGCGACUACGAAAGGCCAUCUACGACGGCAUGUCUACAUAUGGUCUUGAUCUCAUGACUCCUGGCGGUGGCAUCGCAGAUAUGCGAGACUUGGGUGUCAUUGAGGCGCACAAGCUCAAGAAGGCGGUGGUGUCGUCAGCAAGUGAAGCUGCCGAGUUACUGCUGAGAGUAGACGACAUCAUUCGUGCCGCUCCGAGAAGACGGGAAAGGCAAUGA
Molecule: messenger RNA, 1593 nt
Organism: Pestalotiopsis fici W106-1
Lineage: Eukaryota; Fungi; Ascomycota; Sordariomycetes; Amphisphaeriales; Sporocadaceae
Product: T-complex protein 1 subunit beta
Exons: 3
Coding region: 1-1593 (530 amino acids)
Biological process (GO): protein folding
Cellular component (GO): cytosol; chaperonin-containing T-complex
Molecular function (GO): ATP binding; ATP-dependent protein folding chaperone; ATP hydrolysis activity
Source: RefSeq, a predicted model, not a curated record